This is a messenger RNA of Entamoeba invadens IP1, 756 nucleotides long. Its product is annotated as glucose-6-phosphate isomerase, putative. NCBI's taxonomy places the organism in Eukaryota, Evosea, Mastigamoebida, Endamoebidae. Gene Ontology annotation, biological process: glycolytic process; glucose 6-phosphate metabolic process; gluconeogenesis. The coding region runs from base 1 to 756 and encodes 251 amino acids. The record is from RefSeq and is a predicted model, not a curated record. Gene Ontology annotation, molecular function: glucose-6-phosphate isomerase activity; monosaccharide binding; carbohydrate derivative binding. Gene Ontology annotation, cellular component: cytosol. The transcript has a single exon.
AUGGACAAACACUUCAGAACCACCGACUUCUCGAAGAACAUUCCAGUGAUUAUGGCGUUGUUGGGUGUUUGGUAUAAUAACUUCUAUAAAGCUGAAUCUCAAGCUAUUUUGCCAUAUGACCAAUAUCUCCACAGAUUUGCGGCAUACUUCCAACAAGGUGAUAUGGAAAGUAACGGCAAACGGAUCACAAAAGAUGGUCAAACUGUUGAUUACACAACUGGUCCGAUUAUUUGGGGUGAACCGGGAACUAAUGGACAACACGCCUUCUAUCAGUUAUUGCAUCAAGGCACGAAAUUGAUCCCAGCAGACUUCAUCAUCCCAGCAAACACAUUGAACCCAAUUGGAAAUCACCACACCGUCCUCUUGGCAAACUUCAUUGCACAGACCGAAGCUUUAAUGACUGGAAAGACAGAAGAACAAGUCGUCGCUGAAUUGAAGAAGCAAGGAAUGAAGGAGGAAGACAUCCAGAAGUUACUCCCACACAAAUUGUUCCCAGGCAAUCGCCCAACUAACUCUUUUGUGCUUGAUAAGAUGACUCCGUUUACUCUUGGUGCUUUGGUUGCUAUGUAUGAGCAUAAAAUCUUUGUCCAGGGGUGCAUCUGGAACGUCAAUUCAUUUGAUCAGUGGGGUGUCGAGUUAGGGAAGCAACUUGCGAAAGCCGUCCAAGUCGAUUUAGAGAGCGAGAAGUUAGUCAACAAGCAUGAUUGCUCGACUGCUGGUCUUAUUGAAUUAGUCAAGCAACUCAGAAAGAAUUGA